Molecule: messenger RNA, 1543 nt
Organism: Dreissena polymorpha
Lineage: Eukaryota; Metazoa; Mollusca; Bivalvia; Myida; Dreissenidae
Exons: 3
Coding region: 182-1543 (453 amino acids)
Molecular function (GO): protein binding; zinc ion binding
Source: RefSeq, a predicted model, not a curated record
AACAAUUGAGGUUCAUUUUGAUUUCUAAUCAAGACAGAAUUCGUGAUUGCUUGACUGUUUUAAUACACAAACAAUUAAAUUUGGCAUUUUCUGGACUAUUUAUUUAAAUUAACAGAUAUACUUUAAAAUUAAGAAUUUACCUUUAAACAAAUUGUUACGUUUUGUUUAGUCAAUUAUUAAAAUGGCAGCAUUUUAUAUCGCUCCUCUUGCCAUAGGCUCUGAUGAAGUUAAGGAUUUUAUUUGUUCCUCAUGCGAAGAGCAAGCAAAUGCAGAUUUUUACUGCAAAACAUGUUCGAAACUUUAUUGUGGGAAAUGCAUUCAGUUGCAUCAUAAGUGGUUUCAAAAACAUUCAACUUAUGGAAGGAAUGACAUGAAAAAAUGGCCACUUUCGAAACAGUUGGUGGAAUUUCUAUCAAAGUGGGAAGCGCACAAGGACGACACAAUUGAAAUGUUAUGUGAUGACCACAGUCAGCUGUGCUGCACAAAGUGUGCCUUCAAAAAUCACAGCCAGUGCAGUAAAGUGACCCAGAUUUCGGAGCUGACCAACUCGCAGCCCACAGGCCUAGAGGGGCUGUCAGUGGAGCUGGAAACUGUCCUGGGGGAAAUUAAAACCCUGCAAAUCAGUCAGAAGGCCAGCAUUCAGUCAUUGCAGAGAACAUACAAGGAACAUAGUGCAGUUAUGAUAGAGCAAAUGCUUGGCAAUUUAAAUACUUAUAUAGAUGAAUGUGAUAAUAAUUCUGUGGGUACAUCAGGCGGAAAUGAGCAAUAUUUAAAAGAAGAGAUGUGUAGGAGUGUUCUCUCUAUCGUGAAUGAAUUUGAUAAUAUUACUACGAAGGAACUUAACGAGAUGAAAGAUGAAGUUUUAAGUAUUAAAGAGUCAGUUACAAGUUCUAUUCAUAAAUGCACCACUCUUCACAAUGACUUGUCACAAUUCCAUGAACUUGUUCAGAAAAUUGGAGAUAAUAAGGAGCUCUGUCUUAUAGCCAGCAUAAAAUGUAAGCAUAUAAUACAGCAAGCAUUGACUCUGCUAGGAAAGUCAGGCAAGGUGUUUAACGUCCAGCGGAAGUCUGUGCACAAUGUGAGAAUACCAAGUGAUUCAUAUGAAUGUAGUAUUGAAGGCAUAUGUGUUCUGACUGAUAGGCAGGUGCUGGUCGCAGACUCGAAGAAUAAGAGGAUCAAGCUGCUGAACCAGCAGUACCAGGUGGUGAAUCACUGGGAUGUGACUGCUGGGCCAUGGGACAUAUGUUUGAUCACAUCCAGUGAGGUUGCAGUGGCUGUGAAUGACCAUGAUAGCAAGAUACAUGAGGUCCAGUUUAUCACUGUCAACCAGGGAAAGCUUGUCUCUGGCAGGAAGUUUCAGUUACAACAUGAAUGUAUAUGUAUUACCCAUCACCAAGGAGACCUUUUUGUCACCUCUGGUCAAGAACUGUACAAAUACUCACUGAAUGGCAAACUGAUCUGCAGACUCUACCAAGAUAAAUCAGCUAAUUGGACAGGAAAGAAUCAUGUGCAAUGUAGCCAAAAGAAGAUUCAGAAAUAUUGA